AUGAAGCCUCUAUUCUUGAUGCUUGCCAUUCUUCUGGCCAUUGAACCGGUGAUGUCAGUAUCCUGUUGGAUGAAUGGACAAUGCCGGUUGGUGUGCAAAAAUGAUGAAGAGAACGUCAUACGCUGCUCAAAUCGUAAACGGUGCUGUGUCCUUAGCCGUUACUUAACAAUCGAACCAGUAACAAUCGAUGGAAUACUCCCCUGGACCACUCCUCGGCCUACUAGACAAGUAAACAUCGCAUCCUUCGAUGCAUGGGUGACAAGGGAACCUGCAGACCUUCUUGCAAAAGGACUGAACAUUCCUACCUCUAUUGCAGAAAUUAUCAACCAUGCUGCCUCCAGUCCUACAUGA
Pteronotus mesoamericanus is the source of this 351-nucleotide messenger RNA. Its product is annotated as beta-defensin 121-like. The record is from RefSeq and is a predicted model, not a curated record. Gene Ontology annotation, cellular component: extracellular region. The transcript is spliced from 3 exons. Bases 1 to 351 code for a protein of 116 amino acids. NCBI's taxonomy places the organism in Eukaryota, Metazoa, Chordata, Mammalia, Chiroptera, Mormoopidae. Gene Ontology annotation, biological process: innate immune response.